AUUGCAGGGUGAAGACUGACCCUUGGACCCGCAGGCAGGCGUCRACGGCGAGCUGGGAUUCCCUGUGAGCAGCUGUCCCGGUAUCCGCAGGCGCUCGUCCCCGCGGAGGCUCCCGAAGGGGCUGGAAUCCUCGUGCGGAGAUGGCCUUUCAAAGGACCGAGGGCAUGUCCCUCAUCCAGGCCCUGGCGAUGACGGUGGCAGAGAUCCCYGUGUUCGUUUAUACAACGUUUGGACAGUCUGUCUUCUCUCAGCUGCGGCUCUCUCCAGGCCUGCGUAAGGUGCUGUUUGCUACAGCUCUUGGGACGGUUGCCUUGGCUCUUGCAGCUCAUCAGCUCAAGCGGCGCCGGCGUCGGAAGAAGCAAAUCGCCCCGGAGAAAUGCGGCAUUAAACCUGGCGGGAUAACGGUGCCCAUCUUGCCAACCAGAAGGUUUCCUUCUGUGAAGAAAGGAUACUCCAGCAAGAGGGUGCAGAGCCCCAGCAGCAAGAGCAAUGACACGCUCAGCGGGAUUUCCUCCAUCGAGCCUAGCAAACAUUCCAGUUCAUCCCACAGCCUCGCCUCGAUAGCAGCAGUGAACUCUUCAAGUCCAACGCCAGCAUCAGCAGGGCCAUGGGACACCCAGGCAGCAGGAGAYGCUGGAGCAGCUGGCGAUUCCAGUGCAGAGAGUCUCUACGUUCAAGGCAUGGAGCUGUUUGAGGAGGCCCUGCAGAAGUGGGAGCAGGCACUGAGCAUCCGUCAGAGAGACAGCGCCAGCACCAGCACCCCGGUGCCCUGGGACAGCAGGAAACACCACGAGUCCAUGUCUGAGGACGUUCCAGAGGAGGCCCAGAAAGCAGAGUUUGCCGAGAAGCUGGAAUCCCUCUUGCACCGAGCCUAUCACCUGCAGGAAGAGUUUGGCUCUUCGCUUCCCUCUGACAGCAUGCUGCUGGAUCUGGAGAAGACUCUAAUGCUUCCGUUGGCAGACGGGUCCCUACGGCUUCGGACAGAUGAUGAAGACAGCUCCAUUUCUGAGGAUUCCUUCUUCUCUGCAGCAGAGCUCUUUGACUCCCUUCAUUUUGACGAAAUACCAUUCCACCUUUCCAAGCCGGUAGCUGCAUACGAAGAAGCUUUGCAGUUAGUGAAAGAAGGGAAGAUUGCCUGCCGGACACUGAGGACAGAGCUUCUAGGCUGCUACAAUGACCAGGACUUCCUGGCGAAGCUGCACUGUGUCAGACAGGCCUUCCAGGUGCUACUGGAGGACGAAAGCAACCAGCUGUUUUUUGGGGAGGUUGGAAAGCAGAUGGUGACAGGACUAAUGACAAAAGCUGAAAAGAAUCCUAAAGCUUUUCUGGAAAGCUACGAAGAGAUGCUGCAUUAUGCACUCAAGCAAGAGACGUGGCCAACCACUCAGCAGGAACUGGAGGGAAGAGGGGUGGUGUGCAUGAGCUUCUUUGAUAUCGUGUUGGAUUUCAUCCUCAUGGAUGCUUUUGAGGACCUGGAGAACCCUCCUUCAUCCGUGCUGGCCGUGCUGCGCAACCGCUGGCUCUCUGACAGCUUCAAGGAGACGGCCCUAGCAACUGCCUGCUGGUCGGUUCUGAAAGCAAAAAGGAGGCUGCUGAUGGUACCAGAUGGCUUCAUCUCUCAUUUCUACUCCGUAUCGGAGCAUGUCAGUCCUGUUUUAGCCUUUGGUUUUCUGGGGCCCAAACAGCAGCUAUCUGAAGUCUGUGCUUUCUUCAAGCACCAGAUAGUCCAGUACCUGAAGGACAUGUUCGACCUGGACAACGUGAGAUACACUUCGGUCCAGUCGCUGGCCGAAGACAUUCUGCAUCUCUCCCGGAGGCGCAGCGAGAUCCUCUUGGGAUAUCUGGGCACUGAGACCUUCCCCGAGAUGAACGGCAUCCUUCCCGAAAUGGCUAAAACUACCUGCAGUGGUCAGCGGUGGCAGCAGGACUAUCUCAACACACAGUAACCUGGUGGGACCUUCUGCUUUUUGUAGCCAGUAAUGUUUGCUGGGAUGGAUCCUGGACCACUUGCCAGCUUAUGGUUUGAAUUUUUUUUUUCUUUGUUCUGCCUUUGUGUUCUAUUUUUUUAUUAUUAUUAUUUUUAAUGUGUCAUAUGAACCAUGAACUGCCUAUGCCCAGAUUUUUGCCCCAUUCUCUGGAAUGGGGCAACAUAUGUACCCAUUCCAGCCCUGUGUUAUCUGGGAGAUGUUUCCUGAUGUUUAGGCAACAGGAACAUCACUGGUAAAUUCUCUCCUUCACCCUUAGGUUCUGAAAGCUAAUUUAUGGGGACUCGUUUGCUUUGGGAAUCGUUAAUGUUAUUUCUCUGCUGUGUCUACAGACAUUACUGCUGAUCUUACCUUAUGUGUUUUAACACAUGCAAUGUGACUAGCAGAGUUUUCUUCUCCCACCAAGGAAGAAAUACUUUACUGAAGUAAAAUUCAGAUGUUUGCAACCAGUCUGAAGCUCUGAGGGAGUUGGAACCGGUGUGUUCCCUCUGUGCUGCUGCUCUUGGUGGGCCAGAUGACUGUACCAUGGUCAUCCUCAUGUAGGAGACCACCGAAGUCUGUGUUUGCUUCGCAGACAAACUAGAGUGUGAGGAGGGGAUGGACUUGUAUCCUGCCUGUGCACGCACAAAGAAUUUAACAUCCAUCAAAGUGCCUUGCUCCGUUUCAGAAUUGGCCAGUUAGUUUUCAUGAAGCACACGAGCAGGGACGUGGGAUAGAGCAGCAUCGAGCGCUGAAAUGUGUAAGGCAGUUGGAGAUACAGCUGGUGGAUGGGAGGUAUGAAAAGGAUGACGUGUGCAGGUAGCUGGAGAGUUGGGGUCAAGCUGCUAGARAGGAAACAAUUUCUAAUGUGGAAUUUGUUUAUAGUUUUUAAAAAAUAAUAGUAAUUUUGGGUGGAUACCAAUGUUCUUGCAGUGCUGAGAAGGGUUCUGCUUAAAUGGCAUGAAAAUUCAGAGAUGGCACCUGAAAUCUGGCUGCUCUGGAUCAUGUGCUGGGCUGGCUGCUGGAGCGCGCCGGCCUCCAGGCAGUCCUGGCUUUGUGGAGGGCUGGGCCUGUCUUAUCUCCUGCUCCCAGGGCCUGGGAUUUGCAGGGAUACGUUUGGUCCUGUCAUUGUGGAGGGCUGGGCCUGUCUUAUCUCCUGCUUUAGUCCACAUCUCUCCCCAAAUCCCCACCUCAGAUUGAGGAGGUACCCAGGGAAAUGGGGCUUUCACAACAACACUAGGCUUCAAGUUUUUGUUUCCAAAGUGAUGUGUUACCCUUUAUGUCUGUCCCAGGUAACAGGCAUCUUAUGCAGGUAUGUUUUUAUGAGUGAAAAAUUUAAGAAGCCAGAGCUUCCAUAGAAGGGGAAAGUCAGUGCAUGGACUUGGUGAACAUAAAUCUUUCUGGUUUACCUCUGCAGCUUUCUAAAGUGGCUUUUGCUGGUAAAAUUUGGGAAGGAAAUAAGCAGGGAAAAAGUAAAUGUGAAGUGAGUAGAUAACGCUCCAGAGACUCUUGCAAUCAGGUAAGUGUAGAGCAUAAAGCAUCUCCUGCUCUACAAGCACAUUAGACUGUGGCUUAUCCUGAAGACUAGAGUGAUGGAAUAAGAAUAUGGUGAGGCAAAGUGAGGGACAGAGCCCUUGGUAAAGCCUGGGGAAAUAAACUGUUAGGAGAAGGAUUUAAAGGCAGUUAAUUGAAACUAGGGAAGGUUUCUGAGGUUUCUUGCUCCUGCCAUCAUGCAGUGGAAGGAGAGACAAAGGAGGUUGCAUUAUUAGUGUGUGGUACGUGUUACAUGUGGACUGUGAUUUACAAGCAUGUUAAAUUCUGAAAGCAAGUUACUUUGCCAAAAAUAUUGUAUGGUGCUGUGUGCUCUUCUAUGGCUGGCUUAGAAGAAAGAGUAACUUCAGCAGCUUUGUACAGUAGUUAAGAAGAUACUAAAAUGUGAAGAUUAAUGUAAUAAGCUGGAUUGUAAUUCUAAAGAAUCAAUGCUGUUCAUUUCAGAUUU
Molecule: messenger RNA, 3963 nt
Organism: Nothoprocta perdicaria
Lineage: Eukaryota; Metazoa; Chordata; Aves; Tinamiformes; Tinamidae
Gene: MIGA2
Product: mitoguardin 2
Exons: 16
Coding region: 141-1946 (601 amino acids)
Biological process (GO): mitochondrial fusion
Source: RefSeq, a predicted model, not a curated record